GAGAGAGAAAGGCAGGAUUCAUGUGCUAGUGUGCGUUGCGUUGGCGGGGAUCGCGACGUUGUCGGGCAGGUUUGGGCCCGACGUGUAUGGGCACGGCCACCCAAUCUCACAGGGAAGUCACUCAGGCACGCAGAAGAACGGAGCGGCCGGUCUGUAAGCCCACGGGAAAAUGAGCUUCAAAAAGAGAUUGUCCUUCAGAAAAGCAUACCCCUCUUCUUCUGCGCUCUCUGGAGGCGCCGGCAUGAAGGUUGGCACCAGCGAGGUGAACCUGAAUAGUGGGGAGCGUUCUGUGGGCUGCUGGGCAGCUGGUUUUGAGCGUCUUCUGCAGGACCCCCAGGGAAUUCACUACUUCUCGGAAUUUCUGAAGAAAGAGUUUAGUGAAGAGAAUAUAUUGUUCUGGCAAGCCUGUGAAUCUUUCAGCCAUCUCCCUGAAAAUGACAAGAAGCAGCUUUCCCAGAAAGCGUGCGAAAUCUACAGUAGCUUCCUGUCCAGCCAGGCCACCACGCCUGUCAACAUCGACAGCCGGGCACAGCUGGCGGAUGAUGUGCUCAACGCGCCGCGGCCGGACAUGUUCCACGAGCCCCAGCUCCAGAUCUUCAACUUGAUGAAGUUUGACAGCUACACUCGCUUUCUGAGAUCCUCCUUGUACCGAGACUGCAUGCUGGCUGAGGUUGAAGGUCGUUCCAUGCCUGACCCCCAGAAACCACCUAGCAGUCCUGUCCUCUCUAAGCACAGUGCUGGCUCUGACCAUUCAAGCUUCUCCACGUUGACCACACCAAGGAAGGAGGGUAAGAAACUGAAACCAACCAAAGCAGGAACCCAGGACCACAAAGAGGAACACACAGACAAGAAGAGAGGGAUCUUCUCUUCCUGGACUCUGAACACCAGCUUUGGGAAGGGGUCCAAGAAAGCUGACUUGGGAGAAUAUAAUCAUGCGGAUUUCUCCAGCAGCAAUGGCCGACGGGAGUCGCGGGGUUCGCUGUCCUCGGGUACGAGUUUGGAGCUGGUCUCCGGAACCGAGGCAGAGCCCCGCCCCUCUGGGGCUGUGUGUGAUAAAGCCAUGGCGCAGUGUACCGUCAACUUGCCGGAUGGCUCUCGUUACCCCCUGGCCAUCCGCCCGGGUGUAUCCAUCAGGGAGCUGCUGCUGGAGCUUUGUGAGAAACUGCACAUCAACCUGGCUUCUGUGGACCUCUUCUUGGUUGGGGGAGAGAAGCCCCUAGUUCUGGACCAAGACUGCAUAACUUUGAGCACAAGAGACCUAAGAUUAGAAAAACGCACUUUGUUCAGGCUGGACCUCGUCCCGAUUAACCGGUCUGUGGGACUGAAGGCCAAGCCCAACAAACCUGUCACAGAGGUCUUGCGGCCCGUUGUAGCAAAAUAUGGCUUUCAUCUGAGCGACCUGGUGGCCAGAGUUAGCGGGGAGUCGGGACCCCUGGAUUUCGGAGCACCCAUAUCUAGUCUAGAUGGAUGCCGGGUUGUGCUGGAUGUGCCUGAGCACGCUUCAAAAAAAGAAGACAAACAGAAGUCUGGUGCCUCGGGUUCUCGCCGAGCACCACCUCUGACCACACGAAGCCGCUCCUCGGCGGGGGAUGAGAGACCUGGAAAGUCGGGCUGUGUGAUGGCCAGAGGGGGCUCCAGCGGGGGGCGACCUUUCAAACACGGGGAGAAAAAAAAGAUUAAUAUAGAUGAAGCUGAAGAGUUCUUUGAGCUUCUGUCCAGAGCCCAAAGCUGCCGGGCAGACGACCAGCGAGGAUUACUGACUGAGCAGAUUCUAGUGCUGCCCGACUUCCUGCGGACUCCUGCUGAUCCCAAACCCGAGCCCGAACCUAAGGCCGUCCACCCCACCCCCGCGUCCCGCCGUAGCACCCUGACUGCCAGCCGGAACUUUCAGAGCCUGGACUCCACCCUGCCCGUCUGCGGGAACGGUCCCAGCAGCACCGCACGUCCGCUGCAUGCCCCGCCAUCCUCGCGGAGCCCCGCCCCUUUCCUGGCCUUGGAGGAGGAGAGCGAGGCCGACCUGGCCCCGGUCGCAGAUGGGGAUGUUUCAGGAUCCCCGCUCCGUUUGCCGCCAGAGGCCCCCUCCAGGAGCGAGGUGGAUGCUCGGGGAGGUUCAGGAUGCGAAGAGACGCACACUCCCACAACACACCACAAGGGGGCGUCUUCCCCAGCACUUCCCGCUGGCAGGGUCAUUGACGUGGAUGGGGUGCGGCUGGAAGACGCCUCAGACAGGAGCCCGGACCCCAGCCUCUGCCUGGGGGGGCUGAUGCCAGACCUACGAGGAUGCCAGGGCAGAACGAGGUCAGGGAUGUACCAAUCUUCCGACCUGUCCCCCCUCCUGUCCGUCAGGGCUGAAGAGAGCAGGUACAGGCCUGGCUUCCUGUGAGAUAAAAUGAGAUAGGACUGCAGUAGAUGGGGGUCAAAGACAGAAGAAAAAUAUCUGUAAACACACAAAUUGUUAAUUGUCUAGAACAAUCAAAUGCUGAUUUUUGUAGAAUGUUACUAUUUUAAACAAUUGUAAGUUAUUAGUUACAUUAUCAUAACAUAUUCUAUAGUUUUUAGCUGUAAUACUAAACAUACCCUUGGUGCCCACUUUAUUAGGUACUCCUAUGCACCAGGUAAGAUCCCCUAUUAUCUCCAGAACUGCUUAAGGGGUGGAUGACUUAUACAUAGAGAUCUCAUUCUGCACACCUCUGCUAUACUGACCUGUCCUUUCUUUGGACGUGUGGUCUUCCUGGUAGCUUUAACAAGCCUGGUCAUUCUCCUCUGACUUCUCUCAUUAAUACAGUGUUUUCAGCUACAGAGCUGAUCCUGCCUGGAUGGGUUUUAUUCAUUACGCCGUCCAGUGAAAACUUUAGAUACCGCAGGGGUAUGAAAAUCACCACCUACGGCACCAAUAAUUGUGCCACAUUCGAAAUCACUCCUGUCAGGCAUCUGCGCCAUUCUAACACUGAGCAGUACCUUAACCAAGCCUUUUACUUCGGACUGUUUGCUGUACAUAAUAAUUUUCAGCCACCUAAUUUACUGUCUGCAGGAGCGCGUUGUUUGCAUUAAUAGGUAGGUGUACCUAAUAAAGUGGCCACUGCGAGUAGUUAUUUCAUAUUGUAAUUAUCAAGUAAAAUUAGGUUUAAAAAGUACAUUCUAGUUAUAGCAGUGUUAGAUUAUUGCUCUGCAAUAUAUUCGGGUGAUUUUGGCCAUGUUGUUACAUUGUUAAAUUAUGUCUUUAUUUUCAGUUUUUAGGAUAUCCCCAUCUGGACAAUAUAAAGGAUAAUAUUUCCUGAGCCUGUGCUUGUUCCUGUAAAAGUCUGUAUGGAAACAGCCUAUUACAAACAGCCCAGGUUCGUUUCAUGUUUAUCUGUAAGUGAAUUAUCUACGUUGUAUGUAAAUAAACUCUUUGAUGUUUGACAAAUCUACGUGCUAUUUCUGCAGAGUCACUCGUGCGUGUUCUCUGCUUUGUAAAUACAGCUGUUUAGUAUCAAGUAUCUUAUCUGCAAAUGACUUUCCCUCUUCUGCUCUGACUAAGACAGUACUGAAGGCAGUCUAAUUAGCUGGCUAUAGGCCUGGACGAAUGCUUUGUCUAUCUGUUUUUGUUUUGCCUGCAGUAAGUCAGCAAUGCAAUGCUCCUCGAUUAAAUAGGCCAGGUCAUCCCAAAAAACACCCUCAGUCUCCUUACUUCUGGAUGCUGUCAAUGAGAAAAAAAAGGUUAGAAAUGAAGAACAAUUACACUGUUGCACUGUAAAAAGUUUCUAUAUGAAAAAAGGCUUAUGUUAUUGAUUUGUGAAAUUGUAUGGAUUAUUACCCUAUGGUUGUAAUUCCCCCCUGAAUUUUGUUACUGUUCAGAAAUGGGAAUAAACGCAUUUUAAUGUUAAUGCAA
Paramormyrops kingsleyae is the source of this 3871-nucleotide messenger RNA. It is a transcript of the gene rgs12a, whose product is annotated as regulator of G protein signaling 12a. Gene Ontology annotation, molecular function: GTPase activator activity. Gene Ontology annotation, cellular component: plasma membrane; nucleus; cytoplasm. Lineage: Eukaryota; Metazoa; Chordata; Actinopteri; Osteoglossiformes; Mormyridae. The record is from RefSeq and is a predicted model, not a curated record. Gene Ontology annotation, biological process: regulation of G protein-coupled receptor signaling pathway; signal transduction.